Messenger RNA from Propithecus coquereli (Coquerel's sifaka), 1822 nucleotides. RefSeq names its product proline rich 3 (gene PRR3). The record is from RefSeq and is a predicted model, not a curated record. The transcript has 5 exons. Gene Ontology annotation, molecular function: RNA binding; metal ion binding. Bases 57 to 623 code for a protein of 188 amino acids. Lineage: Eukaryota; Metazoa; Chordata; Mammalia; Primates; Indriidae.
GACGCCGACCUGCUGGGACCCAGAUUCCUUGAGGGAACGCCAUUGCCGCAGCCACGAUGCCGAAACGAAAGAAGCAGAAUCAGCACCAGCCACCGCCGCCGCAGCAACCCCCACUGCCGGAGCGGGAAGAGACUGGAGAUGAGGAGGAUGGGAGUCCCGUCGGACCACCCAGCCUUCUGGGCCCUCCCCCCAUGGCCAAUGGAAAGCCUGGUGAUCCCAAGUCAGCUCUUCACAGAGGUCCUCCAGGAUCAAGGGGACUGAUGAUUCCACCACUGCUCAGUCUCCCACCUCCUCCCCGGGGUAGAGGCCCAAUUCGGGGAGGCCUUGGCCCCAGGUCUGGCCCAUAUGGUCGUGGUUGGUGGGGGGUCAAUGCUGAACCUCCUUUUCUGGGGCCAGGCCAUGGGGGUCCCUCCAGGGGAAGCUUUCACAAAGAGCAGAGAAACCCUCGAAGGCUCAAAAGCUGGUCUCUUAUCAAGAAUACCUGCCCAGCCAAGGAUGACCCCCAGGUUAUGGAAGACAAAUCCGACCGCCCUGUCUGCCGACACUUUGCCAAAAAGGGCCACUGUCGAUAUGAGGACCUCUGUGCCUUCUACCACCCCGGCGUCAAUGGACCUCCUCUGUGAGACUGUGCCUUCCAUCCAGGCUGGAAGGAGCCCUGUGUGACCUAGCGGCCAUGCAUUUCCCCGUGGCCCUGUGGAGGCUGCUGUGAGGCUCUUCCACCCAACACCCGCAGUCAGUGACACCCUCCUCACCCACCGCCACCCCCAUUCAGGGCCCAGAGUUGUGUUUCAGCACUGGUGGGCAGCGUGUGCUUGCUUCUGAUCUGGCCUCCAGAGACUUGCCUUCGGGACCCCUUCGACUGCCUCCUGGCUCCUUCCCCUGUCAAAUGACUGCUGAACAGGAAACCUCUCUGGUGCUGUUUCUUGUGCAUCUGUCCACCAGUCCCUCACUAUUGCCCUCGAUUCCUGAGAGCCUGGAGCCUGGAGAACCAUUCCCUUCUAGCUGCUCGUUUCAAGUCCUUUUUAUGUGACACCCCUUACCCUCAAUGUUGUCAGCUGCUCGUGAAACUCACCAGGUUGUCCGACCUGGGGUCAAGUUUGGGUGACUGGUACAGAGUUACUCCCUCAGAGGCCACUCUCCCUGCUUUUGGAGUUUGUAGUUUCUCUGUCAGUAGCAUGAUCCCCACCACUAUGGUCUGUGAUCACUGUGCUUUGUGAAACUGUGCAUAUCCCUUUGUAGCCUUUCUCAGUGUCUGUGGCAUUUUUGUGACUUCCCAACACUAGAAUAAGUUUUUCUGCCAAAACGAGUGAGGCUCUUGGUGCCCUCUAGACUUUCCCCGCCUCCCAACAUGGGAGAAUUGUGAAACUUUCCACAAGACUGCCUCCCUGGUCCUCCGCAUUCUCCUGGUGUUGGUUAUUCUGGGUCUGACUCAGGCCUGUGAGGCGUCUGGUAAAGCCUCUGGUGGCUUUACCCUACCUAGCUCCUCUCCAGUGCAUUUUAGUUAGACUGUGUCAUUAUGAGGCCACCAGCCCUUUCAUUUGAAUUCUGUGAAUCUCCACCUGGCCUGUCUUUGGGUGGAGCCUGGACAGUACUGUCGCCCUCUCCCAACCCUCGUCCCUACAUCCCUGGCGCUGGUUGUUUUCUGUGAAAACGGCAGUGAGUGGGUUCGGUUUUGAGCUGGCCCUGAGGAAAUGGGUCAGGAGUUGUGUGGGUAAGAGGGAGGGGUGAGACCUCUUGGAGAACUGAGAAUGAGUUUUUUUUUUUCUUUUUAACAUUUUUUUAUAUUAGUAAUAAACGGAGUGGAAACCAGCAUUUUCUUUAA